This is a messenger RNA of Talaromyces marneffei, 2586 nucleotides long. RefSeq lists its product as uncharacterized. Bases 1 to 2586 code for a protein of 861 amino acids. The transcript has 6 exons. The record is from RefSeq and is a predicted model, not a curated record. Lineage: Eukaryota; Fungi; Ascomycota; Eurotiomycetes; Eurotiales; Trichocomaceae.
AUGAGUCUCUUCGAUCAGAGACGCAGGCAAUCACCCUCUCCUUCACCGUCGCCUUCACCAUCACCCUUCUUACAACGUACCCGCGGUGUGUCUCCGACGCGACGGACAUCCUCAAGAAGACUUUCUUCCCGUCCGACUGACACUGCACACCCCCUUCGUCAUUCAUCCUCUCGAAAGAUAUCUCGCAACAACCCACCCCACGUUAAUAACGAUAUUGCAAAAUCCCAGUUUGCCAUUAUGAACUCACGGCCACACACUCCUGUUCACCAAGAUUUUGCUAGCACCGACACUUCCUCCACAACACUCGUCAACCCAACGUCGACCAUUCUUCAAGACUUGAUCAAAGAACAACGCGCGACUCGAAGUGCCCGGAAGACCCCUCAACUGUCAGAAGAUGUUGAUAACAGGCCCACGACCGCUGGGUCGCAACCCCUGACGGCAGAGAACAGUCCCUCUGAGAAACAGCGACGGAUCAAUAGUUUUGCAUCCUCUGGCCAGAAACAGCCACGUGAUAUGGGCAUUCGCGAGAUGGAUCAGUAUGUGUCAAAGAUGAACAAGCUGAACUUCGACUUGAAACUUGAAAUAUUCCAUCGCAAGGAACAGAUUGCCGGCCUAGAGAAGAGAAUGGAGCGCAUGCAUGAGAUGGAGGAGGAGCUGAAACGGAUGCACGAUUUAGAGGAUGAACUAGACGAGCUGCGAGAAGUCGAGGAGAACAACCAACGGUUGCGAGAGGAAAACGAACAACUACAGUCAGAACUCGAUCGAAGAGACCAAGCUAUUAGCGAGGCUGUGGAGUUGAUUUGUCAUUUAGAGGCAAAGGUCGAGGAGUUGCAAACCGGUCGUGGAACCACACCGCUACCCAAGGAUGGUGGCUUCAAUGCAGUCGCUGAUGUCUCUGAAGUGCGCACGCCUAGAGCGCAAACCUUCGUGGACAUUCCUGAUCGGACAUCCUCAAGAAAGGGAACAGUCCGUCGGCCCCGCAAAUCGCCCUCUUUCUUGCGUGAAGAAAAUAGGAGCACUGCUGCUCUCCGAAGCCUAUUCCUACAAGAAGAAAAUAAAUCAGUGCGAUCAGUCAGUGCAUCGACUAGAGGGACUACUGUUGACUCAAUAGCGGACCCCCCAUCACCAAGAUUGAGUAUCCUGAGUGAAUGUAGCUACUUUGCUCCACAUGAUCCGGAGCCUAAGGGAACCGGAUUCGAUCAUUUGGAUCGCUUGGAUCAAAUGACUCUGGUCAACAACGAACACUCAGCUGUGGCCGCUACUCCUACAAAAGAUCUGCACAACGGCCAUCUCUCUGAUCGAAUUAGCGACUGGAUGUAUUUUGAUCAGCGCAGUUCACAAAGAAAAACCAGCAACGGCAAUCGAUACCGAGCUCGUGCUGUGUCUGACGUUUCUAGAGGCUCACACGUACCUAUCACCCAUCUCGACGAGCCGUUUCAGCCGAUGCGCAAGACCGGACGUACUCAGCAACUUAGCCCACGUCAACAGCACUUGGCUGAGUUCGGAGGCAACCUGCCGCCAACUCCUGAUACAAUGAGCACAUUUCGCCCUGCUUUCAAAAACGGAUCUAAUGUUAGCCUUCCCAUGGAUAAACUUACCAGAAGCGUAUUGAGCCGACCACGCUCAGCGGACGAACUUACAACACGAAGUAUUAGCAUGAGCACUCGUUCUGAUGGAAUCGAUACUGCAGCAAGUGUGGUUUCACAGCUUAAUGCGCAGAAUAGUCCUACCAACCUAUAUUCAUUCAACCAUUAUGGCAGAGGUUCGGCAAAAGCCACUUGUGUGUUAGGACCCGGAAGCCCGAGUAGUCCAAGAAUAAGCUGCUACGGUGGAGAUCUUCUUUUCAAUGGAGAAGGCGCUGAGAAUGUGGUCCGCACAUCAUCUUCUGAAUCUAUUACUCCAGCGUUGACGCCACAGGAAUGGCUGGAAGCAGCAAAGGCUGAAGACGAAACUAGCAAGGUGGAGCAUCCUAGCCCAGAGCUAGAAGCUGAAGAGAAGUUGCAUGAAGAGUUUGGAAAGGACGACUCUGCCGAUGAAAUCACAAUCGAAGAUGCCCAUACUCCACGUAACCCACCGCUUCGCCUUCAUGCCUGGGCUACCGAGUCUCAACCUAUGCCGGAGGUGCAGCAACAUCGCAGACGCCUGUCACUACGCCCUCGAUUCUUAACUCGAAACCGCCAGUCACAGGAUACACAGCCGGAGUCGGUGGUUACUUCCAAUACCAUACUUUCGCCUAUUCCGCAUAGGAAUUUGUUGAUUAGGCACCGACGAACUAGCUCAGGACCUGGGCUUAAUUCCGACGAAGAUCGUCGUCCUUCGACAGCUUCACGGCUAAUCACUUCUGACAGCCCAGAGCCUCGCAGCAAAGGAUCUCUUUUGUUGGGUUGGAUGAAAGGCUCACACAACAAGGAUACUGAGUCAUCUCCUACUGGCCACCUAGGGUUUGCUCGGUCUACGACAGAACGGCCCAAAUCUACCGCCAGCAUUGACGUUUCUUCUUUGAAUCUUGCUCGAGGCGGCGAGUUAGCAACACCUGAUGAUGAACCCGCCUGGCGGGCUCGGAGACGUUCUCGAAGGAUGGUAUAG